This is a messenger RNA of Auxenochlorella protothecoides, 702 nucleotides long. RefSeq names its product Pre-rRNA-processing protein PNO1. Gene Ontology annotation, cellular component: nucleolus. The record is from RefSeq and is a predicted model, not a curated record. Gene Ontology annotation, molecular function: RNA binding. The transcript is spliced from 4 exons. The coding region runs from base 1 to 702 and encodes 233 amino acids. Lineage: Eukaryota; Viridiplantae; Chlorophyta; Trebouxiophyceae; Chlorellales; Chlorellaceae.
AUGCCGAAAGUCACACGCAAGGAUGCCGCAGAACCGCUGCAGGAGGUCGGACCCUCGGGUAUGGACACAGAGGGCACUCCAUUGCCCACGAGUGGAGGUGCUCCUGGCGAAAAGCCCAACUUUUCCCCCUUGUCGGCGUACGAGCUGAACGGCAAGGUGGUCCAAUUCCGUCGGGUCCCGGUGCCCCAGCACCGCAUGACCCCCUUGAAGACAAGCUGGCUAGCGCUAUACAAACCUGUGACGGAGAACCUGAAGCUGGACAUGCGCAUGAAUCUCAAGAGCAAGAAGGUCGAGCUGAAGACCACCGAGAAGACCGGGGAGCUUGCCAACCUCCAAAGAGCAGCCGACUUUGUACAGGCCUUCAUCCUGGGCUUUGAUGUGAAUGAUGCGAUAGCUCUCCUGCGAUUGGACGACCUUUACAUAGAGUCCUUUGAAGUGAAGGAUGUGAAGACCUUGAGAGGCGAGCAUCUGGCUCGCUGCAUUGGCCGUCUGGCUGGGAAGAGCGGGAAGACGAAGUUCACAAUUGAGAAUGCGACGCGCACCCGUAUCUGCCUGGCAGACACAAAGAUACACAUCCUGGGAUCGACGCAGAACAUCCGAGUGGCACGGGAUGCCAUCUGUGCCCUGAUCAUGGGCUCACCCGCCGGGAAAGUAGCCACUCGUCUACGCACAGUCUGUGCGCGCUUGAACGAUAGCUACUGA